Hirundo rustica (Barn swallow) is the source of this 2355-nucleotide messenger RNA. Its product is annotated as maestro heat-like repeat-containing protein family member 6. The transcript has 14 exons. The record is from RefSeq and is a predicted model, not a curated record. The coding region runs from base 118 to 2355 and encodes 745 amino acids. Lineage: Eukaryota; Metazoa; Chordata; Aves; Passeriformes; Hirundinidae. Gene Ontology annotation, cellular component: cytoplasm.
CUCCCUGCCCUUCUGGACACCGGGACUCUGUCACCUGGGCGCCCAGAGCUGCACAGGGCAUGGUAGUGUGACGCAGACGCCCCUGACACAGAGCUCUGAUCCCACAGAGCUGCUACAAUGAUGUGGAGAGCCAUAGGAUCAUCAGGACCAGCAGUGGAGAAAGUGCUGCCAACCUUGAUCUGCGUGAUGCAGUCCUGGCCACUGUGCAGCAUCCGCAACUCCGAUGGGGACAACAAGGAAGUUUUUGCCCUGGCUGCCAGCCUGGUGGUGUGGGUGAUUGUCCAGGUGCCUGAGUGCCACGAGGCGAUGAUUCUUUAUUCCUCCCGCCUCUUUGUGGCUCUGCUCUUCCAUGUGGUCAUCACCACACAGCACACACCAUCAGAGGAAGGAGUAGACUUCUGGAGAGCAUGUCGGGAGGAACAUCGCGUUCCCAGCAACCCCAACAGGUUUGCAGUGCAGACCAUGAAGUCCCUGCUCUUCCAGCUGCGCUGUGACAAUGAGGUGAUGGCGAUGGAGCGCAAGCAUGGCUGGGACGGGCUGCUCUGUGCCCAGACCCAGCACUACACCAUGGGUCUGCUGGCCAGGGAGAUGCGCCGUGUCUUGAUCCCUUUGUGUUCUCACAUCGCACUCCACCUGCUCCAGCUACUCAGCCUAGAGGAGCCACGCUGGGAUCUGCCUUUCCUGGCAUUCUUUGUGGAGGUCCUUGAGUGCUUGGAUUUCACUAAAUGUGGUGACAGCGUCCAUGAGAUCGCAUCAAGGCACCUGCAGAGCGAGUGCAGGGAGAGGCGUCGCCUGGCACUCAGAGGCCUCAUGGUGCUCAGCAAGGAUCCCUUGAUGGCCAGAAGAAUUUGCAGCCUUUCUCAAAACCUCCUGGAGCUGCUGGGUGAUGCAGAUGGAGAUGUGGUCUUUAUGACCCUCCGUGUGUUCACUAAUCUGCUCCAGAACAAAAACAUCCUGGUAUCAAGCAGCACUGCUCCAAAGCUGGCUGAGGCACUCCUGCCGCUCUUUGACCACGACAAUGGCCAUGUGGAGGUGCUCUCGCUUGACCUCUUCUUCAAGGUGAUGCAGUUGUCAGUGGAUGAGGCUAAAAAGCCCCUGGAGAAGAUUUUGAGCCAGAGCCUGCUCCCACUCUUCUUGCACUGCCAUGAUGAGAACCGGCGCGUGGCAAAGGCCUCGCGGGAAACACUUCUUCGUGUGACCGAUUUCCUGAAGAGGAGGAAUCUCAAGCAGCUGGUGAAGAAGGAGCAGCUGUUGACGUUUGCCAAGUGUCUGCUGCAAGAGAACCGGAGCCAAGCGGCCGAGCUCCUGCGCCAGGCCCUGCCAUACCUGGAGAGCCCCCAGGAGCCCCUGCGAGAGGCGGCCAUCAGGUUCAUCGGGAUGGCCGGGCAACACCUGAGAGGGCAGCAAGAAGAGCUCCAGCUGAUGUGCAACGCCCUUGAACACCUUACAGAGGACAUCAGCACUGUCGUGUCAGACCUGGCACUUCAAACACUCUAUGUCCUCCGGGCACUCCAGAGUGGGCGAUAUUCUGUCUUCCAGAGGCUGCAAGAUCAAUUCCGCAGGGCAUGGAAGAUGCGGCCUCAUGCAGCCAUGGACCGGACACAAGAGCACAAACCCGCCCGCGGCCGUGGCCGCAGAUCACUGAAGAUGUUCCGGAAGUUUGUGCCCAUUAAGCAUAGAAGGACCAACAUCACUGCAACUGAGAGCCCAACUGAGCCUGACUCCAGGUUGAUAGAGCUCCACGCAGAGCCUGAUGUCAGCACAGAUUUGGCUGAGCAAUCAGAAAACUGUGAUGCUGGAGCAAAUGAUGACAGAGCAAUGGCUGACAUGCCAAUGACUGAGGAUGUGCCCAUCACAAACACCAACACCGCAGACACUCAGGGCAUCGCAGAGACUGAAACCAGGCCAGAUUUGGCCGGCCGCUCAGAAGACUCUGACACUACGGUGAAUGAUGACGAGGCAAAGGCAGACACGGCGGCAGUGACUGAGGAUGUGCCCAUCACAAACACUGAAAAUGGAGAGACUCAGGGCACCACGACUACUGACACCACGCCCAGUCCCACUCUGAGUCAGGAACUCAUAUGGGACUAUUUCCAGGACCCUUGUGUUUCUUCUAAGCAGCAGGUGCCAGCCAUUGUAAGGAACAUUCACCAGAGACUGACAUCCCAUGUCACUGUGGGUGCAAGGUUACAAAUGGACAUUCUGAGGCUGGCUGAAGAACACCCAGCGGACGUGGUGCUGACCCUCCUGCACUGUGCCCCAACCUGUGACAGGUACAGGGAGAGCUCAGGGCUCACUGCCUUCAGGGCCCUUGCCCUGCACAGCCUGUGCAAUGGGAUCUGCCAGACAGGCUGA